Colletotrichum karsti is the source of this 693-nucleotide messenger RNA. RefSeq lists its product as uncharacterized. The coding region runs from base 1 to 693 and encodes 230 amino acids. The record is from RefSeq and is a predicted model, not a curated record. The transcript is spliced from 2 exons. Gene Ontology annotation, biological process: lipid metabolic process. Lineage: Eukaryota; Fungi; Ascomycota; Sordariomycetes; Glomerellales; Glomerellaceae.
AUGCUGGCCAUCAAUUUCGCUGAUCGCCUGGUCGUACAACCUUUCGCGGCUUACAUUGACUCGGGAAAUUUCAUCGAACACUACGCACCGGACCAAGAGAUCCUCCUCAGACGGGUCAUUUUCCGCGACUCUAGUGUAUUCGAGCCCCAAGUCGUCAGCCUGCGUGCCGUCACAGCCAUUUGGUGGGUGUGGAACAGCGUCCGCGCCCUGGAGACCGGCCACGCCAUCCUCGCUGUGAUCAGCGUCUGCAUACUCCGGCUUGACGAUCCUUCGGACUGGCCGCCAUUGUACGGGAGCCCGUUUGAGGCGUACACCGUCCGCCGCUUCUGGGGCAAGUUCUGGCAUAACUGCAUGGUACCAUCGGCUUGGGAGUGGGCCAGCCGUGUGGCGCAGACUCUGGGACUACGUAAGGGCAGCAGCUCUGAAAAGUCCUUUGCGGCGUUUGGCAUCUUUCUGGUGUCUGGGAUCUCCCAUGCCGUGGUGGCCUGGAAGAUUCGAGAGGGCGAAGCACUGCGGGAUGUCAUGUUUUUCGUUGCCAAUUAUGGUAUAAUUGUCGUUGAGAGAGGAUUAGGACGGGUCAUCGGGCUACUAUGGGUCUACAGCUGGUUCUUUUGGAUGACUCCGAGAUGGCUGUAUCCGAAGUUUUACUUGUGGUCUCUCCAGAUUCAACACGUAGAACCUGUGCUUGCCUAA